Messenger RNA from Trametes versicolor FP-101664 SS1, 612 nucleotides. RefSeq lists its product as uncharacterized. Lineage: Eukaryota; Fungi; Basidiomycota; Agaricomycetes; Polyporales; Polyporaceae. The coding region runs from base 1 to 612 and encodes 203 amino acids. The record is from RefSeq and is a predicted model, not a curated record. The transcript has a single exon.
AUGUCGUAUGCUUCGUCCAGCUCGGCCGGAUCGCCGUCAGCCACGAGUCUCAUCAUCACCCUUUACUCUCAGUUCUGCGCCCUCAUCAGCGAGGUACUCGAGUUCAGCAAACUUUCGAUUGCAACCUAUCCCCUUCCAAUGAACGAAUGGAUAGAGUGCCUACAGAGGCAGCCCCUCUCGAGGGCACUCUUCCUCAUCCGCUUCGAAGUCUACAUGGACACCGCGCCGUCGAGCACCGUCGUGCGCAUCACGGGCGGCCGCCUCGGGCACCAGUACAACGUGUUCACGAUCGGCCUCCCCGACGGGCGCAGGACGCACAUCCGGGUGGACUACCGUGACGCACCCAUCGCGCUGGAGUCUAGUUCGCGGCUCGACGUCUCCCUCAGCGACCUCCACGCUUCGCUCACGAAGGACAGCCGCCUCAUCUCGCGCAUCGCCGCUCCGACGCAAGCUGCCGCCGAGGAAGCCGGACCCUCCCUCGCCGCGCUCACGUCCCUCUUCACCGUCGCGUACGAGCACCACAUCCCCCGGCCCUACAGCGUGGUAGGGUACAACUGCUUCUGGAUGACCGACAUGCUCUUCUACGCGACCGCACGGCGAGCACACGCCUGA